Molecule: messenger RNA, 3704 nt
Organism: Erpetoichthys calabaricus (reedfish)
Lineage: Eukaryota; Metazoa; Chordata; Cladistia; Polypteriformes; Polypteridae
Gene: pcmtd1
Product: protein-L-isoaspartate (D-aspartate) O-methyltransferase domain containing 1
Exons: 11
Coding region: 994-1854 (286 amino acids)
Biological process (GO): protein modification process
Cellular component (GO): cytoplasm
Molecular function (GO): protein-L-isoaspartate (D-aspartate) O-methyltransferase activity
Source: RefSeq, a predicted model, not a curated record
UGCAGCACCAUUUGGCGCUGGCCACGUGACUUUGUGUUUACAUCCUCUCAGCUGUUUCUUCGGCGUUCGAGAGACACUCAUCUGAGCUUAACUCCUUCACCUUAUAUCCUUAAUUUUUGUUUUUUGACGGACAUAUACAUAUAUGUAUAUGUAGCAUCUCCGACUGGUUAUUGUUAUUUUAGUGCUGAUUCACGUACGAUGUUUAUUCUUCGCAGCUCUUUGGCUGACAGCUAACGGAAGAAGGCCAGAAGUGUGCAACAGGAGUGUAGGAAGGAGAAGAUCAGAUGUAAUUAAAUAAUGAUCGGAAGUAUUUCAUUAACAAGAGAGAUUAAAGGAGACAGAACAACUGGAAGAACAGCAAAUGGAAAUGUUUGAGUCCAGGUAUUGGAUUAUAGAAGACAGCAUUAAGGUUUAUGAAGCAAUGAUUAUGUAAUGAACUUCUUAACCUUCAUCAGGUUUCACCUGAUAUUGGGGCCGAUCUGUGCAAACUGAUCAGAUGACUGUAUUAUAGGAUCCAGCAAAUGCAUUCCCUUUUCCAGCACUGCUGCUAAAAAUAUAUGUAAGAGGCAUGCAAAAGUUUUAUCCUAAUUAAUUCAGUCUUCUCUCAGACAUAACACCAGUGAGGUUUCUAUUAUAACAGCUACAGGAUUCAUCACUUUCUGCUUCACUCUUCUAAACAACACUGCUCCAUGUUCCCAGACUGCCAAUAGCAUUGGACAAAGGAGGAUAACAGCUGGGCAGGUGUCACUCUGUCAAAGAUAACUUUACGUAAUCAACCAUGGAGGAGCUGUGAGUGCAGGAGAAGACAAUGAUGACUUAAUUGACAAUCUAAAGGAAGCACAGUAUAUUCGCACUGAAAAGGUGGAGCAAGCCUUUCGAGCCAUUGACAGGGGAGACUACUAUUUAGAAGGAUACAGGGAUAAUGCAUAUAAGGACUUGGCAUGGAAACAUGGAAAUAUCCACUUGUCUGCACCGUGCAUUUACUCGGAAGUCAUGGAAGCACUGAAACUUCAAGGGGGCUUGUCUUUUCUUAACCUUGGAAGUGGAACUGGUUACUUGAGUACGAUGGUUGGAUUAAUUAUAGGUCCAUUUGGCGUUAACCAUGGUGUUGAACUGCAUACAGAUGUGGUAGAAUAUGCCAGGGAGAAAUUGGACGACUUCAUUAAAAAUAGUGACACAUUUGAUAAGUUUGAGUUCUGCGAGCCGAGUUUUGUAGUUGGUAAUUGCCUGGAGAUUUCAUCAGAUAGUCAUCAAUACGAUCGAAUAUACUGUGGCGCCGGAGUCCAAAAAGAUCAUGAAAAUUACAUGAAAAUACUACUUAAGGUCGGAGGCAUUCUUGUAAUGCCCAUAGAGGAUCAGUUGACCCAGAUAACAAGAACAGGACAGAGCACAUGGGAAACCAAAAAUAUCCUUGCGGUGUCAUUUGCCCCUCUUGUGCAGCCUAACCGAACUGACAGAAGCAAAACAGAUACAGUCAGAUUGCCCCCAGUAGCUGUUAGAAGCCUUCAGGACUUGUGCCGUAUUUAUAUUCGGCGUACCCUUAGAAACUUCAUUAAUGAUGAGUCUUGGGUUAAAGGUACUUCACAGAAAACCCCCCAGAAACGUAAACGCAGGAGAUGUCGACGGCAUCGAUUCAACACUUAUGUUUUUGUUGGCAAUCAGCUAAUCCAGCAGUCUAUGGAUAGUGAAGAGGAUGAACGCAUGGAUGAAGAUUUUAAAGAGGAGGAAGAAAAAGACAGCAAUGAGUGCCUGAAGCAAGAAGAGCCUCCCAGAAACCUUCUGCGUGAAAAAAUCAUGAACUUGCCUUUGCCUGAAUCACUAAAAGCAUACUUGACAUACUACAGAGAGAAGUGACGUGCAGGACAGACAGUUUCUUUAAAAGCUCGCCUACUGAAAUAUUUCACUCAUAUUUUUAAUGUAGCAAUUUAGAGUAAUUCAGAUGGUGUUCUGGUAUAUGGGGUGCUCUGUUAAGGGUUCUUAAAAGAGGUUUUCUUAGAAGCACACAUCAUCUAGGAUUUGCUAUUAACUGUCAUUUAUCUAUGGAAAGAUUUGACUAGAACCCCAAGUGAUGUUUUCUUUUUCGGAAAUGAAAUUAACUCGCUUAAUGUUCAAUGACUAGUGAACAAGGACUUCUGUUUGUGUCUCAUCAAAAACUCACACUGUUCUUAAUUAAACUGUAUCGUUGAAGCAAGUUAAAAGUUUAAGGUUUUUUGAGCAAGACUUGUUUAAGCAUUUCACUGUUUGAGAUUUUGUAUUCAAUUAAGUGUGUUUUUGGCCUUUGCAGAUUUAAGGAGCAAAUGCACUUUAUUUGCUGAAACGUAAGUAUCGCCUAACACUUUUAAUGCUGUUUCCUUCAGAGCCACAAUAGUUCAUCAAUUACAGUAUCAUUUUCAAAGUCUAAAAUGAAACUAAUGGAUGUGUAGAACUGUGGGACCUUUCAAAGAGCAUGCUUUGCUUGAUCACCCCCAGACAAGUGACAAUAAAGGUUUCGUUCUAAGGAGUAAACACUGCGGCUCGCAGGUCACAUUGCUGUCUGGUGGAACAUACUGUAGGUAUGAUUUGGAAUGUUUGCAGUAAUAUUAUUUCAUGAGGUGAGACAUGGUUUGAAAUUGCCUGGAGGUUUGCAGGGAUGCUUUUUUACAUUCCUUAAAUAUAGGUUGAAAGUCAAAUCAAGAAUAGUUGACAUAGAAGUGUAUAAUGGGAGUAGCAUGUGACAGUUUUUUUGUCCAUUGAAAUCAAAACAAAGUCAACUUUAUGACAGUGCAGUUCUCCUCUAUCAAAAACCAGCAUUUUUCUUGUGUGCAUUGAUUUCUCACACAUUUGCACCCUUUUUUUAAAAAUGUGUUCAUAUUAUGCCAAUAGAAAAGGAAUUCUCAAAAUAUCCUGAAAAGAGGAGCUGGUCAUGAGAAAUUUUAUAAUAGGAUCCUUGUGUUUUGUAACUUACGAAUUUCCUUCAGUGACAAUUAACAGUAUUCGCAACACGAUAGCUUCAACUUUCGCCACUUUAACAGGAUUAUGGGAGCAUUUGUUAUAUUGCCUUGGACUUUGAGUCCAGAGAAGCUGAAGAACACUGGAUGUACCAUUUUCCGAGAUCUUCAAUGAUGCCUUUAUUUUUCUUGCCUGUAACGUACAGCUCAGAGGCUCAUAAAAAGAUACAUACUUUUUCUAAAUGUUAAAUUUUGUUUUUCCGUAUUGCGUUGCGGCAGGGCAUACGGCACCAUAUCCUGCUUAAAAAUAAUUGAAGCCAAAAAAUCAACAUUGGAAAUGUGGGUCUACUGGAGUAAUCACCCUGAAUUGCCUCAUUUUGUACGGCAUGGGACUCAUCUUGAUCCAUAGCAUUGGCAUGUCAACUGUGUCUCUAGAAUGUUUAAUGUUAAUGACAAUUCCAAUUUGCUUUUUCCUUAUUAUUAUUUUUUUCCUUCAGUACAGAAAACCGUGAAUAUUUUCUGCACUGUUGGGUUUUUGGUCGUAAAUAUGCUAAUUGAAUAAGCAAUAGAUGUAUUUUCAUAGAAACUUGUAACUUUUUGGAUCAUUUAAAUAUAAAAAUAAGGUAUGGUGUUUCCUUUGUGCUGAAAAUGUGUUACUUUGUUUAAAAAAUGAUAGAUAACUGGUUCCUAUGUAAGAAUUCCUUUAAAAGAGCUACAAAAUUUUUCCUUCUGCAUAUAUUAUCUGAAAAAAGUUUUGCAAUAAAAUUAUAGACUCAA